This is a messenger RNA of Drosophila arizonae, 1579 nucleotides long. It is a transcript of the gene Alp11, whose product is annotated as Alkaline phosphatase 11. Lineage: Eukaryota; Metazoa; Arthropoda; Insecta; Diptera; Drosophilidae. Gene Ontology annotation, biological process: dephosphorylation. Gene Ontology annotation, molecular function: alkaline phosphatase activity. The record is from RefSeq and is a predicted model, not a curated record.
GACUGGAAUGAAAGAUGUCCCAGCAAGAAUUUGACAACAUUAACAUUGAGAUUUCUAUACAAUCAACUACCUCGACACGAUUUUUAUGUAAAGCAUGUGGCUAACAAACUUGCCCCACCUGGCAUUGAUCACGGCAUUAGUCUGCUGUGAUGCAUUAGGUUGUGGCAGCGAAAGGGCAACUAAACCCAACGACGUUGAGCGUGAUGCCAGCUAUUGGAUGGACAAGGCGCAGCAGCAGCUGGCUGUGCGUCUGAUGCGUAGUCGAGAGGCGGGUGGGGGCGACAGUCGAGUGGCCAGGAACGUUAUAAUGUUAAUGGGCGAUGGCUUGUCUAUUACCACGUUAACAGCGGCACGAAUACUAAAGGGUCAGCAUGCCGGCUACAGCGGCGAGGAGGCUCAGCUGGCCGUGGAGCAGUUCCCGUAUUCUGGUCUAUGUAAGACCUACUGCACGGACAGCCAGACGGCGGAUUCGGCAUGCGCGGCAACAGCAUGUCUCACCGGCAUAAAGACCAACUACGGCACCAUUGGACAGAGUGCUCAAGGUGUCAAGGUGGAGUCAAUUCUGAACUGGGCUCAACGCGCCGACAAGGCAACUGGCAUUGUGACCACCACGCGACUGACGGACGCCAGUCCGGCAGCCGGCUAUGCGCACGUGCAGAGGCGUUCACAGGAGCUGGACAUAGCACGGCAGCUGAUCGAGGAUGCACCAGGACGGCAUCUGGAUGUAAUCCUUGGCGGCGGCCUGGGUAAGUUUGCCAGCGAGCGUAGCGAUGGACGGGAUUUGCUUAAACAGUGGCGGACAGCAAAUCCUGACGGAUGUUUUGCCCGCACGUUGAGCGAGCUGCGCGACUGCGGUGCCACCAAUGGCAGCCUGUUGGGCGUUUUCAGUGAUAACCAUAUGGCCUACCAUUUGGCUGCAUCCAAAGGUCAGCCGCGGCUCCGCGACAUGACAGAAGCUGCUAUUAAGCGGCUGGAACAGGAGCCUCAAGGCUACUUUGUAUUUAUUGAAGGCGGUCGCAUCGAUCAUGGACAUCACGAGACACGGGCCGGCUAUGCGCUGGACGAGAUGCUCGAGCUUGAUGAGGCCAUCGAGGUGGCACUGCAACUGACAAAUCCCAAUGAAACGCUGAUUGUUGUUACGGCGGAUCAUUCGCAUACACUCAGCAUGGCUGGCUAUGCCAAUCGAGGGACAGCCAUAUUAGGUCUAGAUCCCAGCCAACGCGACUUGGACGGCAUACCCUACAGCACGCUCAACUAUGCCAUUGGCAAGUGGCAGAGCCUCAACAAGGCCGGCAAACGGGAGAAUCCUGCACCGCAUCUGAGCAAAACAUCCUUUACGCCCAGCUAUAUACAUGCGAAGGGYGUACAUUCUGGCGAAGAUGUGGCUGUGUUUGCGUUGGGUCCCCAGGCCCAUCUCUUUAGUGGCGUCAUGGAGCAAAAUCUGUUGGCACACCUGAUGGCAUAUGCAGCCUGCAUGGGCCAUGGCGCCACAAUCUGCGACGCAUCCCCUUAGAUAUAUCCACAUGCACGUUCAGUUCAAUUUUUAUUAAUGUAAAUUUCUGUGUAGUGUUUUGUGCAU